CCUCAUUCUGUCGCCACUCGAGGGACCACCACCCCUGCCUCCAGCCGCUUCUUCUCCACAUCUGCCUCUCAACCUAGCAACGCUGAACUGGCACUGCGGACGAAAGCAUAAUUGACGAUAGCUCAGUGGAAGUCAUCUCUGAUCGACAUUGAGCCUCCUGGGCAGAUUCUCAACUGCAGUAGCCCAAGCGCUCCCAAUGCGACAAACAAUAACAAAGCCUCGAUUCUCAACAACUUCAACCCCGGCGACUGCAAAUCACGACCCCAAGACGAAUGUCUGCCACACCCUCACUCCCAGCUCGACAUCCACCAUGACUACAAAUAUGCCUCCGAGCAAGCGCGCAAGGAUGCGACGCGACCACACCGUUCCUGAGGCACGCUCCCUCAACUCUACGAUGCUACGACACCCAGGCACAUCACUGUUUACCCGCCCUAUCUGCUGGACACCAUUGCAUUCACAGCUGCUGGGCGUCAGCUUCUCUCAACAACCAGACCAGCGCACUCCCAUGCCUGCAAACACUUCUUCGCCACGCAGAUCGCGGCGCAGAUCGCGGCGCAUCCCGCCAACUGUUGUCAAACUUCAACACAACCUCCAUGCGCUUCUCACAGUGGAAAAGGAACAACCCUUGCCUCACUUAAAGACGCGCGCUCUCAAAGAAACCCUCUCGACCUUGUUCCCAUCACAUCUGUCCUGCCCAAAGACGUCUGCCGAUCUCGACCUUCGCUUUGGAAGUCGAUGCUAUGCGAAGGCUGUCAGGGCGCAGGCCAUCUGGAAAUACCCGGAUUCGGGAUCUUCGUCUUUCGACUCGGCUGCCACGUGCUCUGAUAGAUCCGCCAGCCAGCCCUUGUCGUCGACGAGCUUCAGCAGUCCUACGCAAGAUCAUCCCGUGCUGGUUUAUAUAAAUCGGAGCCAUCUCGAACACAUUCGGCGCAAAUGGACCAAGAUACCGAAGGGGCCGAACGGCUCAAGCAACAAGCCCGUGGAGCAACUGCACGCCUUGCGCUGUAAGAAGCUUAUGCCCAGCAACAUGGACGAGGACCAGUACUUUGUUGCUGCCAUUAUCGCGCUCGCUCAGCAAGCUGUCUAUGCCGAUGUACAGUCUCGGAGGACGCUUUUCAUCCCCAGAGACGUCGAAGUCCGCGUCAUCACAGUUUCUGAGGAGGAAGAGUGCUUCAUCGUCUACUCCGCGGUCGUGCCCGCUGCACACAUAGAGAUGUUCGAUGAACCCAACAAGGCGCCCAAAAACCCUGCAGACAUCCACAUCAAGCACACCCGAGUACCCGUAUGGCCGGUGCUCGGCUUGAAAGAGCGCCUUGGUCAUGUACUGGGUCGGGACGUGGUUGGUGACUUCAACGUAAACGGCAUGGACACGUAUGAAGACGAGCUCCCGCCCUGUCCGGAGAAACGUUCGGCCAAACGGCGGUGUGAAAUUCUACCAGAAGUUCUGAACGUGAGCCUUUCAGAAGAUCCCAAUGCAGGCAGCCCUGAUCACAACGACAACAAGGCGAAACGUCCGCGACUGCCAAAGAGAAGAGCUGGGCUCGUCCGAUGAAAUCCAAUUCUCCUACAAUGUCCCGAUGGAGAGGCGAGUCUUCUGACUCUAUUCUCGGCUACACAACGUCUUGCAGGCCUCACAUGAGACACGAAAUGCGACACUAGAUGAUUGCAUGGCAUCGCUUGCAUGCAAGCAUAGAAAGUUAGACAUCGGGCAAUCCAUUUGCAUUCGAAAGCCCUAUACUGGAUGGAGAAAGAGUUGUUCGGCGUUUAUUCGGCUUUACCAUGAUGGAGAGGUUAUGGCGAGAACGAAAUACCCAAGGCGGCAUGACCCGGUGUAUGAGACGAGCACGAUGCAUAGACGUCAAUUUCACGCAUAUACAACUCUAGAAACAAUACACUAGACGAUCAAU
This is a messenger RNA of Microdochium trichocladiopsis, 1907 nucleotides long. RefSeq lists its product as uncharacterized. The record is from RefSeq and is a predicted model, not a curated record. The coding region runs from base 197 to 1552 and encodes 451 amino acids. The transcript is spliced from 3 exons. NCBI's taxonomy places the organism in Eukaryota, Fungi, Ascomycota, Sordariomycetes, Xylariales, Microdochiaceae.